This is a messenger RNA of Cladophialophora yegresii CBS 114405, 687 nucleotides long. RefSeq lists its product as uncharacterized. Gene Ontology annotation, cellular component: mitochondrion. Gene Ontology annotation, biological process: ribosome disassembly; mitochondrial translational initiation. Gene Ontology annotation, molecular function: ribosome binding; translation initiation factor activity. The record is from RefSeq and is a predicted model, not a curated record. Lineage: Eukaryota; Fungi; Ascomycota; Eurotiomycetes; Chaetothyriales; Herpotrichiellaceae. Bases 1 to 687 code for a protein of 228 amino acids. The transcript has a single exon.
AUGCGGCAGUCUCUCGUGCUUCAAAUCGCCCGGCCGCUGCUGCGGACUGCGGCGCCAGCUGCUUCGAGCCGAUGCUUUAGCACGACUCCCAGACUUGUGAUCGACCAGCGACGGGUUGCAGGCAAGAUUCAAAUCAAGACAAUCGACGACAAGAUCUCCGAAUUCCCACUCAACGAGAAGAUCGCAGCACUUAAAGUCAAGGUGAAAACUCCAGGUGCCCCGCUGUCAGACCCCCAGUGGCUUGAUCAGCUGCUGGACUCGAUCGACCGCUCCAAUCAAUAUGUCCUACAAAUGAACAAACCGGACGAUGGUCAGAUACCAAUCGUGCAGGUCGUUUCGCGCAUGGAGCUGAUUCAGAAGAUCAACCGUCAGGAAGACCAGAAGCGCAAUCAGAAGCGCCUGGAGAAGGACAAGAGGCCGAAACAGCUGGAGCUGAACUGGGCCAUUAGUGCCAACGAUCUGCAGCUGAAGAUGAAGCAGAUGCAGGAGUUCCUCAAGAAGGGCAAAAAGGUGGAGCUUCUGCUGGCAAACAAACGGCACCAGAGGAGAGCUUCGUCGGAAGAAGCGCAGGCUUUGCUGCAGGCAGUCAGAGAGAAGAUCGACGAAGUUGGCGCUGCUGAAACCGUGCCCAUGGAGGGGGCCAUUCUCAAGCAAGCUAUCCUGACUGUCAAAAUGCGUGGGACAUGA